Apus apus (common swift) is the source of this 2763-nucleotide messenger RNA. RefSeq names its product serum paraoxonase/arylesterase 2. Gene Ontology annotation, cellular component: extracellular region. Gene Ontology annotation, molecular function: arylesterase activity. NCBI's taxonomy places the organism in Eukaryota, Metazoa, Chordata, Aves, Apodiformes, Apodidae. The transcript has 10 exons. Bases 34 to 1098 code for a protein of 354 amino acids. The record is from RefSeq and is a predicted model, not a curated record.
GGGCAGCGGGCGGGGCCGCAGCGGGAAGCGGCCAUGGGGAAGGUGCUGGUGCUGGCUCUCGUCGGGAUCGCUGCAGCCUUGGCGGCGGAGCGGCUGCUGGCCCUUCGGAACAGACUCAAUGCUUCCCGGGAAAUAGCCCCAGUAACCCUCCCGAACUGCCGGCUCAUUAAGGGCAUCGAAACUGGUUCAGAAGACAUUGACAUACUUCCCAAUGGACUGGCUUUCAUCAGCUCCGGCUUGAAAUAUCCAGGAUUAAAGAGCCUUGCACCAGACAAGCCAGGUGAAAUCUUUUUGGUGGAUUUGAAUGAAGACAAUCCCAGAGCAGUGGAACUGAGAAUCAGCCGAGGGUUUGAUCUGGCAUCAUUUAACCCCCAUGGAAUCAGCACCUACAUAGACAAAGAUGACACCGUGUACCUCUUUGUUGUAAAUCAUCCCCAUCAGAAGAGUACAGUAGAAUUGUUUAAAUUUGUAGAAGAUGACAAUUCUCUUGUACACCUGAAAACCAUCCGACAUGAACUUCUGAGCAGUGUGAAUAAUAUAGUGGCUGUGGGACCAGACAGCUUCUAUGCUACCAAUGACCACUACUUCUUUGACUUCAUCUUGAUGUUCUUGGAGAUGUUCUUGGGCUUAAAUUGGUCGAAUGUUGUUUACUACAGUCCGAAAGAAGUUAAAGAAGUAGCAGCUGGGUUUUAUUCAGCCAAUGGAAUUAACAUUUCACCCGACAGAAAGUACAUCUAUGUUGCAGAUGUAUUUGAUCAUAAUGUCCAUGUUAUGGAAAAACAUGCUAAUUGGAACUUAACUCAUGUGAAGACGCUACAGCUGGACACUCUGGUUGACAACUUGUUUAUUGACAGUCACACUGGAGAUGUCUGGAUAGGAUGUCAUCCUAAUGGGAUGAAGCUGUUCUACUAUGAUCCUAAAAAUCUGCCUGGCUCUGAGGUCCUGCGGAUCCAGAACCUCCUCUUGGAGGAGCCUGUGGUGACCCGUGUGUAUGCGGAGAACGGGUCGGUGCUGCAGGGCAGCUCGGUGGCCGCCGUGCACCGGGGGAAGCUGCUCAUCGGAACAGUCUUCCACAGGGCUCUCUACUGUGAGCUGUAGCUCCUCUUCUGGAUCUUCCACAGAGGGAAAGAGCUUUCAUCACAGAGCUUUCCCAGGGACUGUGCUAAGGGUUCUCCUUAUGAACAUUCCUGUUGGCUUUCCCUAGUGUUUCCAAAAUAACUGGAAGGAGAACAAAUGUUCUUUCAGUCUCCUUUCUUCCCCCUUUAAGUCAUUUCCUAACAUUGUUUCAGUUUCAUAAAUUAGUUUUAAUCCUACUAAGGAGAGAGGGAGGCUUCAGUUUGGAGUGGUUUCUUAAUGAAUCUUCCAAAGGGAGUUUCAAAAGCCUUUUUUUUCUUAUAGAGUGGGAGACAAUCCCUGAGCACCUUAACUGAAAAGUUCAUUGACAAUUACUGUUGUCUGCUGCAGCAAAGGGAGCAUUUCUGGGCCUUUUGCCACACUGGGGACCUCUGAGUGUGGCUCACACGUUUUGUGUUUAACUUCUAGCCUGUACGGGGCCGAUUCCUGCUGUGGUGCUGCACAGCAGCUGCACUUCACCUUUGUCCAGCAGCAGUUACUGCUGAAAGACCUGUCCGGGUUUCUGUUGGUGGAUAUUUUUAGUGUGGUGUUCAUAGAGUCAUAGAAUGCCAGGUGGGAAGGGACCUCAAGGAUCACCUGGUCUAACCUCUCUAGGUAGGAACACAGUUUAGAUGAGAGGGGCCCAGCACCUUGCCAGGCUGAGUCUUUACAGUGUUUGGUGUUGGAGAAUCCGCCAUUUCCCUGGGGAGAUUAUUCCUAUGUCUGACUGUUCUCACGGUGCAAAAUAUUCUUCUGAUAUCCAGUUGGAAGUAACUUGCACCUAUUACCCACCAUCUUGUCCAUGGCACUCCUUGUAACAAAGGGUGUCUCCAUCUUCUUGGUAGCCACCUUCUUUUCCCAAGGCUGAAUAAAACCAGUUUUCUCAGCCUUUCCUCGUAUGGCGGGCUCCCCUGUGGAGAUUUUGGUGACAGGGACCCACCUGUUCAGAUCAUGGUUUCAAGUCUUUGCAAACCACAGCGUGCAGACACCCUUCCACAGAGCAGAGCGGGCCCUGAACAAGGGGACUUGCCUUUGGCAUCAACUGACUGCACCAAGCACUCGAGAACAUAAUUGGCCUUAAUCUGGUUUAGCUUCUCCUUUCUUAGCAACUCCUCUCCCUGCAGGACAUUUUCAACUUCCCUGGGAAGCUGCGUGCUUUCCUACAGGAACCUGUAAUCCAUUUUCAGCCUUGAGGAACAGAUGUUGUUCCCAGAGCCCAGGCAGAAAAAAACUGCUCUGAAGGAAGUGCUCACAAUAAAAAGUUUGGCUAUUAAUUUGUUCAUGAGUAGCCAUCAACAUCCUGCACUAAUAUUUUAAAAUCAUUAUUUUAGCCUUGCACCACUAUUUUUUCUCAAGUAAAUUAAGUGCCUUCUAAAGACUUGAGGUUUUGCAGCAGUGGCAUUAACACAGGUGAAACGCCAACUGGUCACUACUGGGCUGGGAUAUACUCUGUGGUUGUAGAAGUGUAACAGCCAGCAUUUCCCUCAGCACUGGUAGAGGUAACCCUACCUAUCAAAACAUUAAUUUCAUAUUUUCCAGUAGUUUGGAAAUACCUUCAGAUGAUCAAACCUACAUGUUGUUGGAUCUUUUCAAACUUACAUUUUUUUGCUGGUUUUGGCCUUUCAGAAAAUAAAGAAUGAGUUCACUGGC